Molecule: messenger RNA, 3259 nt
Organism: Osmerus eperlanus (European smelt)
Lineage: Eukaryota; Metazoa; Chordata; Actinopteri; Osmeriformes; Osmeridae
Gene: rxfp1
Product: relaxin family peptide receptor 1
Exons: 18
Coding region: 74-2347 (757 amino acids)
Biological process (GO): adenylate cyclase-activating G protein-coupled receptor signaling pathway; activation of adenylate cyclase activity; hormone-mediated signaling pathway
Cellular component (GO): plasma membrane
Molecular function (GO): G protein-coupled peptide receptor activity; protein binding
Source: RefSeq, a predicted model, not a curated record
GUUAAUAUUUUCCGACAACUGAAAACACCCCGGACUAGCCGUUUCCUCUCUUAUUCUUUGACAUAAAUGUUGAAUGAUGAAGUCUUUGGUCGCGUUGUUUCUCUGUUACGGAGUGUCACCGAUGUUCACGUCAUUCAACGUCUCAGAGGAGAAGGCUAGCUGCCCCCUUGGCUAUUUCCCCUGCGGGAAUCUGAGCGCAUGCCUGCCUCAGCUUCUUCACUGCAAUGGUGUUGACGACUGUGGAAAUCAAGCUGAUGAAGAAAACUGCGGAGACAACAAUGGGUGGCCUCAUCUCUUCGACAAAUACUUUGGGAUCCCAAACUACGACCUUGGAACCAAAUCCAAUACGUGCUUGUUGGGCCUGGUUCCUGAUCGGUGUCAGUGCCGAGACCUGGAACUGGACUGUGACGGCGCUCAGCUCCAGGACGUUCCCGCCGUGGCUGUGAACGUCACCAUGAUGUCCUUACAAAGGAACAGACUCCGGAAACUGAAUGCUGACAUAUUCUACAAGUACCAGAGUCUUCAGAAACUAUAUCUCCAACACAACAGGAUUCGAGCUGUGAGUCCCAGUGCAUUCAGAGGGCUUUACAACUUGACACGACUAUAUUUAAGUUACAACAAGAUCUCCAUUCUGAUGCCCGGAGUGUUUCAGGACCUGCACAAGUUGGAGUGGUUGAUCCUCGAAAACAACAAUAUCCAUCAAAUCUCCUCACUGACAUUCUCUGGGUUGCACUCUCUGGUUCUUCUGGUUCUGUUGAACAAUUCUCUGACCAAGUUGGAUGACAUCUGCAUGGAGAUGCCAAGAUUGAACUGGCUAGACAUGGAAGGAAAUCUAAUUGAAAAUGUUGCAAAUGUAACCUUCUGCUCAUGCAACAUGUUAACAGUGCUGGUCUUACAGCGGAACAGAAUUCGCCAGAUACACGAACAGGCCUUUUCCCUUCUACAAAAACUUGGGGAAUUAGAUCUGUCCAGUAACAAACUGGGAGCGAUCCCACCCAAUCUCUUUGUUUAUUUGGAAGAUUUACUCCAACUGAACAUAUCAUAUAAUCCUAUCGUGAACCUACAAGUUGACCACUUUGAUGACUUGCAUAAACUGAAGUCGUUGAGCAUCGAGGGGAUCGAGAUUGGGAACAUACAGCGGAGAAUGUUUGAACCUCUCAAACACUUGACUCAUAUAUACUUCAAGAAGUUCCAGUACUGUGGCUACGCUCCGCAUGUACGCAGCUGCAAGCCCAACACGGACGGCAUCUCGUCGUUCGAGGACCUGCUGGCAAACAUCGUCCUGAGGGUGUUUGUGUGGGUGGUGUCGGCCACCACCUGCUUCGGAAACAUCUUCGUCAUCUGCAUGCGCUCCUACAUCCGCUCUGAGAACAAGCUACACGCCAUGUGCAUCAUCUCCCUAUGCUGCGCCGACGGGCUGAUGGGUGUUUACCUGUUCAUGAUCGGAGCGUACGACCUCAAGUUCCGCGGCGAGUACAACCGGCACGCACAGGCCUGGAUGGACAGUGCCCAGUGUCAGGUGAUCGGCUCCUUGGCCAUGCUCUCCACCGAGGUGUCGGUCCUCCUCCUUACCUACCUCACCCUGGAGAAGUACAUCUGCAUCGUCUACCCCUUCCAUUACCUCACCCCUGGCAGGAGGAGGACGGUCAGCAUUCUGCUCAGUAUUUGGGUGUUCGGGUUCAUCAUCGCCUUCCUGCCGCUGGUCUGUAAGGGCCUGUUCCGGAACUUCUACGGCACCAAUGGAGUGUGCUUUCCUCUCCACUCAGAACAACCGGAGACAACCUCGGCACAGGUGUACUCCAUAGUCAUCUUUCUUGGUCUUAACUUGGUGGCGUUCCUCAUCAUAGUGCUGUCAUAUGGAAGCAUGUUUUACAACAUCCAGAGAACAGGCACACAGACCACCAAGUACAGUAACCAUAUCAAGAAUGAGGUGACUAUAGCAAAGAGAUUUUUCUCCAUCGUCAUCACUGACUCUCUUUGCUGGAUACCGAUCUUCAUCCUGAAGAUCCUGUCUCUCCUGCAGGUGGAGAUUCCCGGGACAAUCAGCUCCUGGGUGGUGAUAUUCAUUCUACCCAUCAACAGCGCCCUCAACCCUAUCCUCUACACUCUGACGACGAGGCCCUUCAAAGAGACCAUCCUGCAGGUGUGGGACAACUACCGCCAGAGGAGGCCCCUUCUAAGCAGCCACCCCGCCCACCACCCCUCUCUCACCUGGCAGGAGAUGUGGCCGCUACCCGAAAACAGCCAGACCCUCACCUCUCCAGAGUACCUGCCAAACCCGUCAGAAGUCUCCUGCACGACAGGAAAAUCACAGCUCAUCACAGUGGAAAGUACAAAUGGCGUUUAGUACAUCAGCCCUGGAGAUGCGCUGAUAGUAUUGAUGCCCAACCGCCAAUGCAACUCCAACAUGGGGACAUUGAUUCGUGUCAUUGGAGACAUUUUGUGAAGUCAGGGAUGUUUAUAGGAUCGAUGCUCGAAAUGGACAGACAUCGCCCAAGCUGUUAAUGGAACUGGUGUGAUUAUUGCAACGUUCCAUUGAGGUUCCAGCGAAGAGAUGUUUCAUUCAUUCAUCCGCUCAGUUUGUGACUGAAAGACUCUCAUCAUCUUCUGUGGUUUUCAUGACCGUGAUAAAGUACUUAUUUUUAUCAUGCUCCAGAUGUACAGAACACAAUUGUAUAAAAUAAAUUAAAUGUCGUCAUUUGAUGUUAUGGACUGAAGAGGUUUGGUUACCAUAGUGUGGUUUUCAUUGUCCCAUGUCAUUAUUUCACAUUAACUUAUUGUUUAAUUUGUGUUUCAUUAGUACUGGGCGAUGCUGUUUUAAUAUUUUAUGCAAGGUUGGCAUUUCAAGACAGUCGUCUUCAAGUUUCAUCUUGUUUUCUAGUCGUCUUCUUUAAAUUCAGACGGCUGCUUUUUCAGAUCUUGAUGUUCAAAAGUCUCAAUAAUGGCGAACGUCUAUUGCCUGUGAAGAUACAUUUAUAACACAGACUACCAAGCCAGAGACUUGUUGUUAGACCCCUCAAUACUGUGGACAUUUAUUUUAUAACAUGAUGACACGUAAAAAACAUGUUCCCAAUCACAAUCCUACAACUGUAACAACGUGCGUCUUGUGCUUUACGUGAAGUUUCAUUUGGUGUGACUAUUAUAUUCCUGUGAGUUUUGACUUCGGACUGUCAGGCUGUUUAGAUAUUGCCCAUCAUUCACCUCGUUCAGAUAUCAAUUCUCAGUCUUGUAGAUAUGUUCAACUGCCAUAAUAAAGAAA